CAGCCAUCUCGGAUCAUCUCCCUUAAUCAACAAGGCGGUGCAGCUUCAACAUCCAACAUCAGCCUCACCACCCAACGAUUAAUUCCACGAGGUUUGCUCGCAUCGCCACGACACGAAUUAUCACCGGAAGAAUCGGCGCUUUACCGUCCGAAAUCAUGGCGAAACGGAAAUCCGACGCCGAGGCGCCUUUGGCCCGCAAAAAGGCAAAGCUGCAGCAACCCCCCGUUCACGAUGCUAUUCACAUUCACAAUGGCCAGAUUCCCGACAUUCACGCCCUGCAAUCGCCAUACUCGCCGCCGCUGUCGAUGGCCAGUCCCGAACGGCGAGAGAAGCGCAGGCGAACACCCGAAUCUGAUUCUCAGUCCGACGACACUCUCGAGCAACCAGUCGCAAAACGAGCUCGGACAAGCCAAAGUCCCGAAUCACCAGAUGCGAGCUCGGAGCCGUGGCCAAGCAUCGAAUACAAUCCCUGCGAAGAAGAACCAAACUGGAUGGAGCAGCUCUACGUCCGAUCACACAUGGAAGCCAUGCUAUUCCACGAAGAAUACGACAGCGACACAUCCGCCCAUCACCAGGAUGCGCUACCAAGCCCAGAACCGUCCGAUCAGGACCUGACCGAAAGCGAUGAAUGGGAGUUUCCAACCGUCGAUUCUAUCAAAGCGCCGCAGUCUACACCAAAAACUUGCAGGCUACUCUCUCGCCAACGACGCAGACAACAACGCAACGCAACACCACCACCACCACCACCACCACCACCUCUCCAAAGAAAACACCGACAGCCUCCUCCCAAGAUGGACAAGGAUGGAAAAAGAAACAAGAGAAACAAGGAAGCUCUUUCGCCUGCUGUCGAGGCAUUUCUGCAUUCAAAACGAUCAUCCAGACGAGAUACCAACUGCACAUUGUGGCAGCUAGGCGACGAUGGCACGGCAUGCACAGUGUCGAGGGUGAGGUGAUUCACAUCACCGGGGAU
Messenger RNA from Trichoderma harzianum CBS 226.95, 970 nucleotides. RefSeq lists its product as hypothetical. Bases 156 to 953 code for a protein of 265 amino acids. The transcript has a single exon. Lineage: Eukaryota; Fungi; Ascomycota; Sordariomycetes; Hypocreales; Hypocreaceae. The record is from RefSeq and is a predicted model, not a curated record.